Molecule: messenger RNA, 1004 nt
Organism: Populus euphratica (Euphrates poplar)
Lineage: Eukaryota; Viridiplantae; Streptophyta; Magnoliopsida; Malpighiales; Salicaceae
Exons: 1
Coding region: 71-811 (246 amino acids)
Source: RefSeq, a predicted model, not a curated record
AUAGACAAUCACCACUUCCUUCUUAACAGAAAAGGUCCAGAAAGGGGAUGAAAUUAGUUAAAGAAAUCCCAUGAAGAUUAGUGACAGAGAAAUCAGCCAUCCCAUCCACCCACAGCACAAGCUAGAACUUGAAUACACAGAAAUCCCAUUCACUUGUGAUGGUUGCAAGGAAGCUGGCAUUGGUCUCAAAUACAGUUGCCGGCAGAAAUAUUGCAAUGAUCAAUUUGAUCUGCACAAGGUAUGUGCUGUGGCGCCUCCUAUCAUCAACAAUUCCUUUUACAAAAAAUGCGUUUUCGAAUUUCACCAUCACCCUCCAGGUGAGGAGAAGAGGGUAUGCGAUGCAUGUCGAAAUGAAGUUCUAGGCUUCGUCUACCACUGCAAGCGAUGUGGAUUUGAUCUCCAUCCUUGUUGUGCAAACCUCCCUCAAGUUCUAGACGAUGGUGAGCACAAUCUUUACCUGUGUCUCAAGCUCUCCGGGGCAUGUCAUCGAUGUGGGGGCAAAGGACCAGGGUGGUCUUACAGGUCUCGCUGCAAAACGUAUAAUCUUCAUCUGUCAUGUGUCAAGGAGUUGCUGGUGGAGAGCUGGGAAGCCAUGUAUCUCAAAGUGGAUCAGAACAAGGUCAGAGAGAUACAGACUAGGAUCCCAAGCCUCAAGAUGACACUGGCAAACCAUCAUGGAGAAGCAAGAGGUGGAAAGGUUAAGAAGUGCUGUCAGAUGGCUGGUGGUGCCAUUCGCCUUAUUGUCUCAGCUAUCCUGGGAGAUCCUACCGCUAUAAUCGCUGCAGUCGUCGGGGGUUUCAUAUCCAAGUAAUUCAAGCAUAUAUGGCUGAGCAAAAAAAGUAGACCAAUAUUUAUAUAUACACUACAAUAUGUUAAAUCAUUGUUCCUUGUUCCUUGCUAAUACUCAUAAUUAAUGCUCGUGUGUUUGGUUUGUUACCCUUAAUUACCUGUCUGUACUGUGUGAUAUAUAUAUAUAGUGAGAGAUUUGAAAUUUCCUUCCCCCC